Molecule: messenger RNA, 5397 nt
Organism: Chara braunii
Lineage: Eukaryota; Viridiplantae; Streptophyta; Charophyceae; Charales; Characeae
Source: the annotation of a GenBank genome assembly
UCCGGUUCUGUUGAAAAUCAGCAGCCCUCCCUUGAAGCCCAACCAUCUACUGAAGACAAGGCUGAGGCGGGUGCAAGGUCUCUUCCAAGAUCGAUCUCAAGUCUGGCUACCACCAGAUUGAAGUCGAUCCUGCGGACCAGCACAAGACUGCGUUCAAAACACGCGACAUGAGUUCACCGUAAUGCCCUUCGGUCUUACGAAUGCACCAGCCACUUUCCAAAGCCUCAUGGACAAGGUCCUCCGCGAACAGAUUGGUCGGUUUGUGGUAGUGUACCUGGAUGAUAUUCUGAUCUUCAGCAAGUCCAUGGAGGAACAUCUCAAGCAUCUUGAGGAGGUGCUCGCUAUCCUCAAGAAGACACAACUCCAUCUCAACUUGGAGAAAUCUGAGUUUGGGAAGGAUAGCGUCAUCUAUCUUGGGCAUUGGUUGUCUGCUGCAGGCCUAGAGCCUGAGGCAACCAAGAUUGAGGUCAUACGCGAUUGGCCUCAGCCUGCGAACAUUCGCGAAUUGCGUUCUUUCCUUGGUCUCGCGUCCUACUAUCGAAAGUUUGUGCCCCGCUUCUCUAUCAGUGCUCGUCCAUUGUCGCGACUAACCAGUAAAAAUGUGCCUUAUUCCUGGGAUGCCGCGUGUACGGAAGCUUUUCGAACUCUCAAGGAAGCCUUGGUAAGUUACCCAGUACUCCGCAUUGCAGAUCCCAAACUGACAUUCGUAGUUACUACGGAUGCAAGUCAGUAUGGAAUCGGUGCAGUGCUGCAAGAAGAUGACGGCGAUGGCCUGCGGUCACUUGAGUACUACAACAAACGAAUGCCCAGCGUAAAGGUAGCCACUUCCACCUACAUGCGCGAGCUCUAUGCUUUGCAUAUGGCGUUGGAUCACUGGAAACAUUAUCUUUUGGGAUGCCACUUCAAAGUCUUCUCAGAUCAUGAGACCUUGAAGUGGAUCAUACAGCAAACUACUCUGUCCCCUACCUUGCUUCGCUGGUUCCAUGAGAUUGACAUCUUCGAUUUCGAAUUAAGACACAAAAAGGGUUACAAUCGAGUCGCUGACGCAUUGUCUCGCCACCCUGAGUACAUGACUUGCCUCGUGAAAUCCUACGACCUCCGGAAGAAACUGAAAGAGGAGCUCGUAGAGCAGACAACCAAGGAUCAGGAACUUAGUUCCAUCCUUGAGCAGCUGCGGGCUAAUCCUAGUAGUCAGCCUGAUUUCCACAAGUAUGGAGGACUGAUUUCCCGUCGCUACGGGAACCAUGACCGUUUGUGUGUGCCCAACCAUGAGCCUCUCCGCGCACACUUUGUGGACUUGGCUCAUGGCCGGAGCGGGCACUUCGGCAUGGCUAAAACGUACGUUAAUUUGUUGAGACAGUUUGAUUGGCAUGGCAUGAAAGGGACUGUUGAGAAAUUUGUGGUUGAAUGUCAAGUCUGUCAACGGAUCAAACCAUGCACACAAAAACCCAUGGGGCUACUCACACCCCUACCCAUUCCUGAUGGUCCCGGGGAGUCUGUCUCCAUCUAUUUCACUGACAUGGGUAAGGUAAGCAAAAACGGGUAUUCACAAGUCAUGGUGAUUGUUGACCGAUUUUCAAAAUUUCUGAAUCUGAUCCCUUUGCCGCUCCACGCCCCAACAGAUCUAGUGAUUCGCGAAUUCCAACAGAAAUACCUGCUGCAAUUUGGAACCCCGAAGACUCUUGUGAGUGAUCGGGAUCUGCGUUUCAUUAGCACUGAAUGGAAGGAUUUCACGUCUCACCUAGGAAUCAAACUGUGCAUGACAUCUGGCCGACACCCCGAAGCCAACGGUUUGGCUGAGGAGAUCAACCAGACUGUAUUUCAACUUCUCUGCGCGUUGAUUAUUCUGGACCAAGAGACAUGGGAUGAGGAGUUGUAUUCUGUUAAGGGGUUGUACAACAACUCCGUCCAUUCUGCCACCGCCAUGACACCCAACAGGUUGCACUACGGUUGGCAAGUCCGUAAUUCGCUCUCCUACUUAUUCGCUGAGCAACCAGCUGGCUUAACAUCCGACAGGCCCGGCUUCAGGGCUAAGUAUGAUCACUUGCUCAAAGUUGUUGUUGCAGCUAUGACCAAGCGACAACAUGCCAUGAUCCACCAUGCCAACAAAAAGCGACGACCAUCGGAGAUUCAUGUAGGAAGCUAUGUCUGGGUGAAGAUGUCUGAAUUCUUAGAGGAGGAGGGAGUCUCACGCAAACCCUUCCCACUCUACUACGGGCCUUUGGAAGUUCAAAAUGUAAUUGGGGAAGAUCACUUUGGCCCUUCGUACGUUGUAGACGUGCCAGCUCACCUGCGCACAUAUCCUGUGUUCCAUGCAUCUAAACUGUACCUCCACCGUGAUGCCGAGACAUUCGAUUACCGCGAAGAUAUGAUCCCUCGCGCAAUCAAGGGCGGGCAUGAGAUAGAUAGAAUUAAACAGCAUCACUCCCUUUCCUUUUCUGUCUCCAUCGCCUCCAUCUCCGUCUCCAUCACCACCUCCUCCUCCGCCGCUGCCUCAGACUAUCUUUUCAAUCACGGCAGGGGUAAAGCGUUCUCCUUCAGAUCACAAGCGUGGCGCCAACAGGUUUUCAGCAAGAUCGAUCUCAAGUAUGGCUACCUCCAGAUUGAAGUUGACCCUGCAGACCAGCACAAAACUGCAUUCAAAACUUGCGAUGGGCUGUACGAGUUUACCGUCAUGUCCUUCGGCCUCACGAAUGCACCGGCCACCUUUGAAAGUCUUAUGGACAAGGUGUUCUGCAAUCAGAUCAAUCGAUUUGUUGUUGUGUAUUUGGAUGACAUAUUAAUCUUCAGCAAGUCGAUGGAGGAACACGCGAGACACCUUGAGGAAGUGUUACAGAUCCUCAAGGAUGCGCAACUCCAUCUCAACUUGGAGAAAUCUGAGUUUGGGAGGGACAGCGUCAUCUACCUUGGACAUCGGUUGUCUGCUGCAGGCCUAGAGCCCGAGGCAACCAAAGUUGAGGUCAUCCGCAAUUGGCCUCAACCGGCCAAUGUCCGCGAGUUGCGUUCUUUUUUUGGCCUUGCGUCGUACUACCGUAAGUUUGUACCCAAAUUCCCUAUCAUCGCCCGUCUGCUGUCCAAGUUGAUAAGUAAGAAUGUGUCUUACACACGGGAUGGAGAAUGCACAACAGCCUUCCAAGCGUUGAAAGAGGCUUUGGUGAGCCAUCCGGUGCUCCACAUUGCAGUUCCCAAACUUAAGUUUGUAGUAACUACGGAUGCAAGCUUGUAUGGGAUUGGUGCAGUGCUGCAGCAAGAUGACGGCGAUGGCUUACGUCCACUUGAAUAUUACAGCAAACGCAUGCUCAGUCACAAGGUAUCUGCCUCCACUUACAUGCGAGAACUCUACGCCUUGAGAGAGGCACUAGAUCAUUGGAAACACUACCUCUUGGGUCGUCAUUUCAAAGUGUUCUCAGAUCACGAGACUUUGAAAUGGAUUCAGACACAGAUUAAUUCAUCAACCACAUUGACCCGCUGGCUGCAUGAGAUUGAUGUGUAUGAUUUUGAACUUGAGCACAAGAAAGGCUGUUACAAUCGCGUUGCAGAUGCUUUGUCUCGCCAUCCUGAGUACAUGACUUGCCUUGUGGGUUCCUAUGAUCCCCGUAAGAAUUUGAAGGAGGAACUCAUUGAGCACACUGCCAAGGACCUGGAACUCAGUCCCAUCCUUGAGCAGAUUCGGGCUGACCCUAGCAGUCAACCUGAUCUCCAUGAAUGAAUGGCACAAAAGUUUGUGGUCGAGUGUGAAGUCUGUCAAUGCAUCAAACCAUCUCGACAGAAGCCCUACGGGUUGCUACACCCUCUUCCUAUUCCUGAUGGCCCGGGUGAGUCUUUUUCCAUCGACUUCACGGACAUGGGAAAGAAGAGUAAGAAUGCCUAUUCGCAAGUAAUGGUGAUCGUUGACCGCUUCUCGAAGUUUCUGAAUCUGAUCCCAUUACCACCUCAUGCCCUAACUGAUCUUGUGAUCAAAGAGUUUUAUAAAAAAUACAUUCUGCAGUAUGGGCCCCCGAAAACUCUUGUGAGUGACCGGGACACUCAGUUCAUAAGUGCAGAUUGGAAGGACUUCACCUCCCUGACCUAUGACAUGAAACUCGAGAUGACGUCUGGCCGACAUCCCGAAGCCAAUGGACUGGCCGAGGAGAUCAACCAGACUGUGAUCCAACUUCUCCGAGCUCUAACUGUGUCUGAUCAGAACUCUUGGGAUGAGGAACUGCCAAUUGUGCAAGGAGGUUUCUUAGUCGUGGGUGCUGCGUUUAUGCUACGUACGCGCGGGAGAAGAGGUGGACAGGGCAUGGUGUUCUGUGUAAGCUGGCGCGAGUGCCGACUCAUUAGUAACGCGGAAGUGAACUGGGCUAUUGGCGUUAGUCUUGGGUGUGGAGUUGCGCUUGGAGUAGCCUUGUAUCGUAUGUCAGGGCGCGGGAGAGGUAAAGUCGGCGGGCGACGGGGUCGCUGGUCUAACUGUGGGAGAUACUGGAUGGAGAGCAAUGGUGCGAAUCGCGGAGGAGAGCAACCAGGUGUGAAUCCAGCCCAAUACAGUGGCAGCAAUCUCGCGACAAAUGUAUAUCCCCCGGGAGUGAACCCCGCACAAUUCGCCACGACGUUCCAAGCACCUGCAGGAAUGCCUGUUAUGGGGCCGCCCACAGUUCCGAACAUGGUACCUCCAGCUCCGGUGCAGUACCAAGCAGUCGCUACGUCUGCGAGUCCAUGGGGAAUCCCACCAUGGCAGAAUGCUGGCCAGUGGCCAGUGAAUGGGCAGUGGGCAGGCCAGGCGACCAAUCUGCAGCCAGUUAGUAAUCAGCAGUCGAUCAAUCAGUCACACCAACAACUCUCGAAUCACCAGGCAUCAGCUUCGCACAAUACGGGGAAUGGAAGUCACACCGGGAAGGGGCCGGCUGCGAAUGCCUUCCCUGGUCCUGGGAAUCGGGCGUACUUUACCAAGGAGUACAUGGAUAUUCUGGAGGAUAUCAAAAUGAACAAAGCGGUUGAAGAUGCUCGGAAAAAGAUCGUGAGCGGCAAGCGAGGUGGCGGUCCGUGCAUAGAACUGCCCGACGAAGGGAGUAGAUCCGAAGUGCGAUCUGCGGACAAGGCGCGAUCUACUGACAAGAGUGAAGAAAUGAAAGCUUGGGUGACAUCGACGCUUGGGGAUUCUCUCAAAUUGAUUACCGAGAAGCUCCAGGAAGUCGAUCAGAAGGCGAAGCUCGCUGUAGCGGAGAAGGAAGAACUCAACAAGCUGCGCGAAGAGAAGGCCCUGUUGGAGAAAGGGAGCAAGGAUCCGACUAGUAACGAGAAGAGGAAGAGAGGAGGGGAAUGCACCCCAGUCGCCAACUCACCUCCUAGCAGCCCUCCUGCAAGGCAUCAGUGAUGCCAAAGGAAAAGCGCCGGUCGUAAUGCCGAUGUUGGUAAGAG